Patella vulgata (common limpet) is the source of this 2419-nucleotide messenger RNA. Its product is annotated as excitatory amino acid transporter 1. The transcript has 12 exons. Lineage: Eukaryota; Metazoa; Mollusca; Gastropoda; Patellidae. Bases 631 to 2064 code for a protein of 477 amino acids. Gene Ontology annotation, molecular function: glutamate:sodium symporter activity; neutral L-amino acid transmembrane transporter activity; L-glutamate transmembrane transporter activity. Gene Ontology annotation, cellular component: plasma membrane. The record is from RefSeq and is a predicted model, not a curated record. Gene Ontology annotation, biological process: L-glutamate transmembrane transport.
UCGUCCACUUUCCAUUCAUUCAUUCGUUGGUUGAAUAAACCAUUCAAUUUGUUGACAUUUUGUAUUAAAAGUAGGUUGACUAUAAGGAUAUACACGGAGUGUGCGAUACAGACUAAACACCCUACUUGUUGCAUCAUUCUUGUUUAUAACAUGACGUUAAAAUAGGAAGAGUUCGACCGUAUUUUUAUAUAAUUAAACUAUCAACGUAGUUCAGGAGAAUUGUUUUAUAGUUGUCGAUAGUGGUUAUAUAGAAAAAGGAGAUUCAGACGGUAUUGUGGACAAUAGCUGACAUAAUUAUAAUUAAUAAUCAACGUAAUUCAGGAGAAUUGUUAUAUAGUUGUCAGUAGUGAUUAAAGAAAAGGGAGAUUCAGAAAUUUUAACGUCGGUAUUGUGGACAAAAGCUAAUAUUAUAUAAAGGGAAAUUUAGAAUUUGAACGUUGGUACUGUUAACAAAAACUAAUAGAAGGAUAUUCGUAUUACAGUAGACCUACAGAUUGUAUCAAUAACCCUUUUGAAAGUUAUUAGAGCAAACAGUUACUAGCACAGUACUACUGAACGCCCCUCUUUAAAUACUAGUUGUAAAUAUCAAAAGGAAACUUAAGAGAUAUUUAUCACCGGAAUUCAACCGAAAUGGACAUGGAAGAGAAUCGGUCUUUAAGUAACCCUACAUCAACUAAACCAGGAAAAUGUAUCAGUUAUUUUAAGAAUAAUAUGUUGAUGUGGUUGAAUAUAGUUGGGAUUAUUUUAGGUCUAGUUAUAGGAUUUAGUAUACGUCCAUUUCAUCCAUCUAAAGACGCUCUCUUAUGGAUAGGGUUACCUGGACAAUUAUUUUUAAGGAUGUUGAAAAUGUUGAUAUUACCUUUAAUAGUGUGUAGUGUCAUCUCAGGAUCGGCGACCUUGGAUCCCAAGGUGAAUGGUAAAAUAAGUCUAGUAGCUAUAGUUUAUAUUUUAGCUACCCAUGUUAUAGCUUGUAGUAUUGGUGUAGUUCUGUCUAUAAUAAUCAAACCUGGUGUUGGAGAUACAAUCAACGAUGGUUUCUAUAAAAAUGAAAAUAUGUUGCAAACCCAAGAUAUUUUUGUUGAUCUUCUCAGAAAUCUGUUUCCUAACAAUAUGGUGGAGGCUACAUUUCAACAAGCCCAAACUAAAUACAGUAAAAUGAGUGAAACAGUUAUUAAAAAUACUAGUGACGGUUUGGUUACAGAAAGUAUGGUAACUAUAACCAAAUCUAAUGGUCAUACGGGUGGUAUCAAUGUUUUAGGGUUGAUCACCAUCAGUGCUAUAUUUGGUAUAGCUGUUAGCCGAGUAAAAGAGAAGGCGACCAUAUUUUUACAGUUUUUCACUGGAGCAACUGAAGUUAUUCUUCUUAUUUUACGGUGUUUCUUCUGGGCUGGACCUAUAGGGAUAGCGAGUUUAAUAGCCGCUUCUAUCGCCCCGGUUGAAAACAUGGCUGAAGUAUUUUCCCAAUUAGGAUGGUUUGUUCUAUGUUGUGUUGUUGGUAUUAUUCUACACCAGUUUUUAGUUAUUCCUGUUUUAUAUGUUGUGAUUGUUCGUCGUAAUCCUUAUAAAUAUAUGUUUUCACAUAUCAAAGCCAUUUUACUUGGCUUCGCUUCAACUAGCACAGCCGUGGCAAUACCAGAUAUGUUUGUAUCAUGUGAUAAUAAUAAAAUAGAUAAACGGGUAUCCAGAUUUGUUAUACCAUUUUGUGUGACAUUGAAUGCUGAUGGCAGCGUCAUCUAUAUCACGUGUGCCGCAGUGUUCAUUAUACAGCUGACAUUAGGAACGGUAACUCCAGCACAAGCAGGUAUCAUUAUAUUUUUAACGUCAAUUAUUGGAACAGCCAUACCAUCAGUGCCAAGUGCUAGUAUUGUAUCUCUCAUUAUUAUACUGACGUCAUUAAAUAUACCUAUUCAUCAGGUGGCGUUGAUGUUUGCCGUAGAGUGGUUUCUGGAUAGAAUUCGAACUCAGUGUAAUGUAGUCAGUCAUACUACAUGUGCCGCUAUUACAUACAGAAUAUGUCGUCAUAAUCUUAAAACUGCAGACACCAAUAUGGACAUUAUAAUAUAACAAAAUAUCAUUUCAUCAGUCCAAUGUUGUAGGUUCUUAUUCGAUUAUAUAUAUUCAAAGCCGGGUCAACUAUACCCUGCCUGAGUGCACACAGUCCCUCCUAGAACUGACGAAGGUUCGCGCCUUCCUGGCUCUAUCGCCUCUGUAUAUUAUAGUAUUUCUAUUGGUACGACUAGGCUUCUAUUUUUAUUAUGAUCUAGGCUUCAACUACCGUGAAAAAAGUUUCGCCCCAACCCCACCCACCCCUGUGAAAAAAUUGUCGACCAUAAAAAAAUAAAUAUACAUUGUCCUCAAUUUUACAGCACCCCUGAACCCCCCCCCCCCCUCGUUGCUCUGAGCUAGUUACGGCCCUGUU